AUGAUGAGAGUAGGUUAUUUUACAAGAGGCACACUCAGCCGAUCAAGAACCCUGUGUCAAUUAUGUAUGAAGCGUUGCUUGGCCAGCAAAGCAGCUGUUUCCUUGGAGGAUUUCAAAGCAGUCAAUGAGCCAGUCUUGUCUUAUUUAUCUGGAAGCAAAGAACGUACAGAAUUGGAAGCUGCUUUGCAGAAACAGACCAACCAAAUUGUUGACAUUCCUCUUGUUGUUGGAGAUGAGGAAAUAUGUACUGAUGAUGUUCAUUAUCAAGUGGCUCCAUUUGACCACAAGAAGAAACUUGCCAAGUAUUAUUAUGCUAAUGAAGAUAUCAUUAAAAAAGCUAUUGAUGUGAGUCAAAAGGCACGGCAAAGUUGGUCACGUGUACCAUUUGAAGAACGAGCCAAGAUUUUCUUGAAGGCAGCUGAUUUAGUCAGCAACAAAUAUCGGAUGGAGCUAAUGGCUGCAACUAUGUUGGGACAAGCCAAAUCCAUUGUUCAAGCUGAAAUUGAUUGUGCUGCUGAGCUUGCUGAUUUUUAUCGAUUCAAUGUUCAGUUUGGAUUGCAAAUGUUUAAAUAUCAACCAAUCAGUCCGAGUAAUAUAGAACUGAACAGAGUACAAUAUAGAGGAACUGAGGGAUUCUGGGCAGCUGUUACACCAUUUAAUUUUACAGCUAUUGGGGCACACUUACCUAUGGCACCUGCAAUUUUGGGUAAUGUCAUUCUUUGGAAACCAUCUGAUACAGCUAUCCUCUCCAAUUGGGUGGCCUUUAAGCUUCUCCGUGAAGCAGGAGUUCCACCAGGUGUCAUCAAUUUUUUACCUGCAGAUGGACCAGUAUUUGGUAAUGCAAUAACAAGCUCCCCUCUUUUGGCUGGUAUCAAUUUCACUGGCAGUGUCAAGACUUUCAAACAUUUAUGGAAGCAAGUGGCUUCCAACCUGGAUAAUUAUGAAAGUUAUCCCCGAUUAAUAGGAGAAUGUGGUGGCAAAAAUUUCCAUUUUGUCCAUCCAUCAGCAAAUAUGGAUGCAGUGGUGAAUGGGACCAUCAGAUCCGCUUUUGAAUAUGGUGGUCAGAAAUGUUCUGCUUGCUCUCGGCUUUACAUCCCUCAAUCAAAAGCUAAAGAAAUUAAAGAAAGGAUUACAGAAGAACUGAAGAAAGUUAAAAUUGGAUCUCCAUUAGAAGCAGACACAUUCUUGUCUGCUGUUAUUGAUGACAAGGCAUUUGAAAGAAUCCAAAACUACAUUGAAUAUGCCAAAUCAUCACCAUCUACUAAAAUAAUUGCUGGUGGAACUUGUGAUAACAGCAAAGGCUACUUUAUUGAACCAACUGUUAUUGAAUGCAGUAACCCAAAAGAUAAACUGAUGCAAGAGGAAAUAUUUGGUCCAGUUUUAUCCAUGUAUGUCUACCCAGACAAAGAGUAUAAAAAAUAUGCUGCUCUUGUUAACACAACUUCACCUUUUGGACUCACAGGUGCUAUUUAUGCACAAGACAAGGAAGCUUUAGAGAAGCUGUCUGAUAUGUUCCGUGACACAGUUGGAAACUUUUAUAUAAACGACAAAUCAACAGGUUCUAUUGUUGGACAACAGCCAUUUGGUGGUAGCCGACUUUCAGGAACCAAUGAUAAAGCUGGUGGACCUUACUACCUCAUGAAGUUUGUAUCAAUUCAGUCUAUCAAGGAGAGCAAAGUUCCUCUAAAGAAAUGGAACUAUCCUUACAUGCAUUAA
Acanthosepion pharaonis is the source of this 1716-nucleotide messenger RNA. The record is from the annotation of a GenBank genome assembly. NCBI's taxonomy places the organism in Eukaryota, Metazoa, Mollusca, Cephalopoda, Sepiida, Sepiidae.